Messenger RNA from Aspergillus glaucus CBS 516.65, 1590 nucleotides. RefSeq names its product cytochrome P450. Lineage: Eukaryota; Fungi; Ascomycota; Eurotiomycetes; Eurotiales; Aspergillaceae. The transcript has 5 exons. The coding region runs from base 1 to 1464 and encodes 487 amino acids. Gene Ontology annotation, molecular function: iron ion binding; oxidoreductase activity, acting on paired donors, with incorporation or reduction of molecular oxygen; heme binding. The record is from RefSeq and is a predicted model, not a curated record.
AUGUUUAUCAGUGAAAAUUUCCAGCUUCCUGCUGUCCCCGGCCUCGGGGUUAUUAUCUACAACCUCUUCUUCCACCCUCUGGCCAGAUUCCCAGGACCAGUCCUGUUUGCGGCCACGCCCAUCCCGUAUGUAAAAUGGCAGGUUACUGGUCGGCUGCCCUUUCUCUACAAGCAGCUGCAUGAUGCGUACGGAGAUGUGGUUCGCAUUCAUCCAAAUGAGCUUUCUUUCAACAACCCUGCGGCUUGGAAAGAUAUUUAUGCGCUGCGGCCCGGGCGCCCCAUCAUUCCCAAAGAUCCCGAGUACACAUCCCCUUCGAGUGAAGGCGUGUAUAAUGUCGUAACUGCGACCAACGUAGUGGACCACAUGCGGUACCGACGGGCCCUAAAUCUGGCCUUCUCGGAGAGGGCACUUCGCGAGCAGGAACCGAUCAUCAUGAAGUAUGUGGACAUGCUCAUGGUGCGGCUACGACAGAACGCCGGACUAGGUCCACAAAAUAUCGUCGCCUGGUUCAACUUCAUGUCUUUCGACAUUGUCGGGGAUCUGUCAUUUGCAGACUCUCUGCAGGGACUGGAGAAAUCGGAAUACCAUCCGUGGCUGAUCGAUAUGUUCAAUGCCUUCAAAUUUGCCCUGUACACGCGGGCGAUGAAACAGUUCCCGCAUGUAUACUGCUGGUUACAGUAUUUGAUGCCCAAGUCCCUGGUCGAGCAGCGACAGAAGCAUGAACGCUUCACGCAUGAAAAAGUCAACCACCGUUUGUCCAUGGUGACGGAGCGGCGCGAUUUCAUGAGCCACCUCCUCCCCUUCGACGAGAAAACGACGCCGAUGAGUUUGCCCGAGAUCCGCAACACCUACGGCACUCUUAUGAUUGCAGGCAGCGAGACGACCGCCACCACACUCUCGUUCACGCUGUUCUAUCUCUGCAAGAACCAACCCGUCCUUGCAGGCCUGGUCGACGAGGUGCGGUCCACAUUUACUCGGGAAAAGGACAUCACUUUCGCCUCUACGGCCAAGCUUCGGUAUCAGGGAGCGGUUUUAAACGAGUCAAUGCGCAUUAAACCCGCGGCCCCGACAUCCCAACCGCGUCUGAUUCCAGGAAAAGGAGAAAUGAUUGCUGGGCGUUGGGUUCCUGGCGGAUGUCGGGUUGCCGUCCCUCCACUCUGCAUGAAUCAUUCACCGCAGUUCUUUUGGGAGCCUCUCUCCUUUCGACCGGAGCGUUGGCUAGAUAAUCCUCAAUUUGCAUCUGAUAACAAGGCCGCCUUUCAGCCUUUCAGUAUUGGGCCACGCAGCUGUAUUGGACGCACGCUCGCGCUGAAUGAACUGAAAGUGGUUCUGGCCCGCCUGCUGUGGAACUUCGAUAUUUCACUGGCGGUAAAGAGCUGCGAUUGGGCGGAUAAGUUGAAGGUGUAUGGUUUGUGGGAGAUGAAGCCGUUCUACAUUUACCUGGACCCAGUGAAGAGGGGUUAACUUUGGAUGAGGCUUCAUAUCCCUGGAAGUACAAUAGUAGUUUGACGUCUCAUGGACCACGACUUAGUAGAUUAUUUCCAAACCUAUACUUAGCAAGAAAAACAGGAACCUCACGGAAGUCCGGCC